CCACCACGACGCAAAAUACUCAAAUAUCAGCGCGGAGAUGAGCAACAACAACGAAUUGAGUGAGGUGCUCAAACUGCUGGCAACAAAAAUUACACAAAACGAUUCCAGUAAAAAUAAUAUCCCAAUCGAGAGCUUUUCUAAGGUUGUUCCUGAGUUUGAUGGAGUGUCAAUUCCAAUUAAGCAGUGGAUAAAAUGUUUUGAUGAAAAUGCCGACGCCUACGAAUUGACUGACAAGCAGAAAUAUGUGAACGCUCGUAUAAAAAUUAAGGGAACAGCAAAGUUAUUCCUGGAGACCACCACUGUGUCGGAUUAUCAUACGUUGAUUGGAUUGCUGUUGGAUGAAUUUGACAAGACCCUGACCAGCGCUGAGGUACAUAAGCAGCUAAGCGAACGAAAGAAACACGAAAACAAGAAUUUUCACGAAUACGUCUUAAAUAUGCGAAAGAUAGCUGCUCUUGGAUGUGUAGAUGAUUAUGACAAAAUCAGCAGUGGACCGCAAACAAGCAGCGAAAAAGUAUGACGUCGGUAAAGCAGGAACUCUGGGAAAACGAUUUGACCAGAAUCAAAGGCAUUGUUUCAACUGUGGAUCAACGCAACAUAUGAGAGCCGAAUGCAAGGAAGAUACUAAGUGCUUUAAAUGC
Messenger RNA from Drosophila obscura, 641 nucleotides. RefSeq lists its product as uncharacterized. The record is from RefSeq and is a predicted model, not a curated record. The transcript has 2 exons. Bases 38 to 520 code for a protein of 160 amino acids. NCBI's taxonomy places the organism in Eukaryota, Metazoa, Arthropoda, Insecta, Diptera, Drosophilidae.